Ziziphus jujuba (common jujube) is the source of this 2577-nucleotide messenger RNA. RefSeq names its product probable CoA ligase CCL8. Gene Ontology annotation, biological process: fatty acid metabolic process. The record is from RefSeq and is a predicted model, not a curated record. NCBI's taxonomy places the organism in Eukaryota, Viridiplantae, Streptophyta, Magnoliopsida, Rosales, Rhamnaceae. Gene Ontology annotation, molecular function: medium-chain fatty acid-CoA ligase activity. The coding region runs from base 438 to 2306 and encodes 622 amino acids. The transcript has 17 exons.
CUGUGUUGACUUGUGUUCUCUGAAAUGGAUGCAUUUACUACGUUGUUGUUGUUGUUGUUAUUAUUAUUAAAUAAAAAGGAAUUAAAUUUGAUAUAUUUAUUUGAUGUUUUUGGCGUUCUGGUUUUUGGCACUCUGUGUAUGAAAAAAAAACAUAGCGUCUUGAAGCGUAACUCUUUUAGUAUUUAAAUUCUAUCCAAAUCGACAACUAAACCCCACGCCCGCCCCCAAAUCACAAACCUACCCAUCCGAUCGAACAAAAGGAAUCGAACCGGAGCUCACCGGUCACCCAACAACGACCAUUUCGAUAGCUGACCGACUGGCUGACUGACUGACACGGAAACCCAAAAAAAAAGAAAUUCAGUGAAGGGCCACGUACAUCAUCAAAAAAUUGUGACUAAUUAAGAAAGAUAGACUGGUUAGCCAGCCACCACCUAAAAAUGAGCUCCACCACCACCUCAUUUAAAGUAUUCAACAACCACCUAAAACCUCUACGCUCUGUUUCACCUUCUUCGCUGCGCUUAAAUUUCUUUUGCUCUCUUACCUUUCCCUUCACUACCACCAUUCCUUCUCUUUCUUUCUCUAAACAAUCUCGUAUCUUCUCUUCAUUGCAAUCUGGGUCAUUUAUGGAGGUGGUCAAAGAAGUAGCUAAGCAAGGGUCAGAGGCUCGUGAUGGUGUUGCUAUCAGAGCUGACCAGAAAAGUUAUAGUUACCUAGAACUAGUCUCUUCUGCGUGGAGGAUAUCAAGGUUGUUAUGUGGUGCCAACUUAGAUGUGGCUAGUGAAGCAGGCAAAAAUGGCUCUGUGCUAACUAAUGGUGUGAGAAAACAUGGUCAUCUUGGUGGAGCUCGUAUAGGAAUUGUGGCUAAACCAUCUGCUGAAUUUGUCGCCAGUAUACUCGGGACCUGGCUUAGUGGUGGUGUUGCAGUUCCACUUGCACUCAGCUAUCCUGAGGCUGAACUCUUGCAUGUGAUGAAUGAUUCGGAGAUUUCAUUGAUACUAAGUACCGAAGAUCAUCAAGAACUUAUGAAAACUGUUGCUGCAAAAACUGCUGCUCAAUUUUCUCUUAUUCCAUCUGUUCCCAGUUUUUAUUCAGAAGAAAGUGCUGUUGAUCAUUUACAAGAUGGAGAAAUAGAUGUAGAAAGAAUUUUGCAGUGGAAUGCAGAGCACUCAAGUGAGGAUCCUGCAUUAAUUAUAUAUACCAGUGGUACAACAGGUAAACCUAAAGGAGUUGUUCACACUCACAAGAGUAUCGUUGCACAGGUUCAGACCUUGACAAAAGCUUGGGAGUAUACACCUGCAGAUCGUUUUUUGCAUUGUCUACCAUUACACCAUGUUCAUGGGUUUUUCAACGGUCUACUUGCCCCUCUUUAUGCUGGUGCCACGGUUGAGUUCUUGCCAAAGUUUAGUGUGAGGGGUAUCUGGCAGAGAUGGCGUGAAUCAUAUCCAAUAAAUGGAAAUAAGACUGGUGGUGGCAUAACAUUGUUUACUGGAGUUCCAACUAUGUAUACUCGACUAGUACAAGGUUAUGAAGCAAUGGAUCCAGAGCUGAAAGCUGCCUCUGCCUUUGCAGCAAAACAGUUGCGUCUUAUGAUGUGUGGCUCCUCUGCUCUUCCUCUUCCUACCAUGCAACGAUGGGAAGCAAUCACUGGACAUCGUCUUUUGGAACGAUAUGGCAUGACUGAGUUUGUCAUGGCAAUAUCAAAUCCCUUAAGGGGUGAGCGCAAGGCAGGGACUGUUGGCAAACCAUUCCCAGGAGUAGAGGUAAAGAUUAUUGCAGAUGGUGAGAGUGGAAGUGACUCAGAGGAGGUGGGUGAGCUUUGUGUUAAAAGCCCCUCAUUGUUUAAGGAAUAUUGGAAACGCCCUGAGGCAACUAAGGAAUCAUUUACAGAUGAUGGGUUCUUCAAGACUGGGGAUGCCGGUACAGUGGAUGAAGAUGGAUACUACAUCAUUUUGGGACGUACAAGUGCUGAUAUUAUGAAGGUUGGUGGAUACAAGUUAUCAGCUUUAGAGAUAGAAUCGAUUCUUUUAGAGCAUCCACAUGUACAAGAAUGUUGUGUGUUGGGUGUCGAAGAUAAAGAUUAUGGAGAAAUUGUAUGUGCAAUAAUUGUGCUGGAUGUGGAAGCAAAGAAGAAGGCAGAGAAGGAGUCAAGACCGGCUUUAACAUUGGAACAACUCUGCUCUUGGGCUGGAAGCAAACUUGCACCCUACAAGCUACCGACUCGAUUGCUUCUGUGGGAUAAACUACCUCGUAAUGCCAUGGGAAAGGUGAACAAGAAAGAUUUGAAGAAGAAGCUGUCUUCUGUAUAAGAAUUUGAAUGUAGAUUCAGAUUAUGGUAUACAACAUCUUAGUAUAGAAGCAUGUUCUUUCCUCUUGGCACUCGGGCAAAGCUGAACCGGGUGUCAUCUAUCAUGGUCAGUCACUUUGAGAGGAAUCUAUAGCUAAUUCUUUGCGAGUAAAACCUCAUGUGAUGUAAAAAAGUAGAAAAGAAGAAGAAUAAUUUCACUUAGUUAGCCAAUUUAUUAAUUUGUACAAGGUUUUUAUGUGUUUUUAUAAUAUCAGACACUAUUGGUUUCUUUU